GGUAUCAAAUGGUAUCGGCCGACCAAUCGGGACAGGUUUGGCUGAUCUUCCAGGAUGUGAGUGCUAGAACAGUUAUUUCCCUGGCAAGCCUUUACUCGUGUUUAACGUCGUAUCACAGAUGACUGGCGAAUAACGGAUUGCUGCUGCCUUCUGAAAAACUCAGCAUCAGCAUCACCACCAUCACCCUCAGCAUCAUCACCGACACCGACAAACAUUACACGAGAACAGCUGCGGCGCGUUUAGAACGUUCGGGCGUUUGUUUACAUUCAGAGUCCGUUAACAUCGCUCUCUCGGAAUGCCUUUGUGACGUCAUGGAGACAGACGUUCUGUUUGGAGUUUUAAAAUGAACACCUGUUAUGUUGCAAAUGGCAUGCACGUUGCGCAAAAAGAAGAAGAGAGGCGACGUUUUAAAUUCACGCGGACGCACUGAAGCCUUCUAAUCUCCGGGAGCGCAACUAAAGCCGUUUAGGGAUCCAUUUAGUGAUAAGCCCGACUGCUGCUGUCUGUCUGCAUCGACAGGGAACAUGGGUGGUGAGGAAUUUGCACUGACGAGAGCGACGGCGAUGAUGAGGAUGAUGAUGAGUGCACUCGUAUUGCUGCUCUGCUCCCUUGGAAACUAAAAGAUACUAUCAUCCAGCGCGUUAUUCAUUAGCCUCGGGCUGUUUUGUGGAUUUUCAAACGUGCACAAACAUGGGCAAAGACGAAUGCAAGACCAUGUUGGACGCGCUGAACAAAGUCACAGCUUGCUACAGGCAUCUGGUCAUCGCUUUGGGAAGCACAUCUGAUUCCCAAAACCUCAGAGAGGAACUUAAAAAGACCCGAACGAAAGCACAGGAGCUGGCCGUGGCCAACAGGACUAAGCUCACGUCUCUUCUGAAGGACAAAGGCAUCAGCAAAGAUGAUCGAGCCGAAUAUGAGCGCCUCUGGGUGCUAUUCACCAGCAGCGUGGAGCUCCUGGAGGUGGACAUGAAGCGAUCAUUGGAGAUCGGGCAGGAUUUUCCUCUCAAGGUGCCAAGGAGACACCUCAUCCAGACGGGAAUGACCGGCAGCACCACUACCGUGGCUGCUCGAGCCAUGAGCGUCCAAAACAUGAAGUACGAAGCCGACGCAAACAUCGACACGGUGGACCUCAAGGAGCUGGAGACCGAGAUCGCUCAGGUGGACCAGAUGAUGGAGGAGAUGGAGCUGAAGGUCCAGGUGGCCCCGUGGACAGUCGAGGCGAAGCAAGAGGCAGGAGCCGAGCUGAAAUCCACCGUCAGUGUUGGGAAUUCAUCGGUUGGUAUCAUCUCGAUCUGCGAGGAGGAACCCAAAGAAACGGUGGAAGGUGAAACUGGGUUGAUGAAAGUAUUUGCAGGGGUCAUUUUCACCGCUGUUUUGCUCAUAGCUGGAAUUCUGGGGUAUCUGGUGAUUAAUCUAUAGUGGAUGAAGAUAGUGUAUCUGGAUGACAGUGGGCUUUAGGUUUUCUUUUGGAGGAAGCAACAUGUUGCUAUGUUUGGCCUGUGAGUGAAAUCGUGGAGGUAAUGUACAGUAUGAUGCUCCUGGUGUGGAGAUAAGCAGAUCACCUCCACGGACAUCAGUAAAAUGCAUCAGUGUUUAAAGGGAAUAGCCAAAAUGAAUAAAAACUUUUCCAUGACUGGUUCCUCAACCCAUGAAGGGAAAAACUAGACAGAACACAAUCAAAAGUUGGACUGCCACAUAAAAGCUUUUAUUUGAGCAAAUUUUAAGCUACAUUUUGAAUUCUAAGUGAAUUGUCACUCUGUCAUAACUGACCGUUUCAUCCUUCGCCGAUGAAUCUGAA
Messenger RNA from Carassius auratus (goldfish), 1798 nucleotides. Its product is annotated as regulator of G-protein signaling 9-binding protein-like. The transcript has a single exon. The coding region runs from base 691 to 1419 and encodes 242 amino acids. The record is from RefSeq and is a predicted model, not a curated record. NCBI's taxonomy places the organism in Eukaryota, Metazoa, Chordata, Actinopteri, Cypriniformes, Cyprinidae.